GAUAGAGCUGCCUGCGACCGUCCUGCGGGAGCUAAAUUGAGGUUCAUGUGUUUUGGAGACGAGCGUUCAGAAGAGAGAGGACACAGACGAGUGUCAGUGCAGAACAGCGCCGGUUGUUCAUGGAUAGAGGAUGAGAGAUACCAUCAUGUCACAUACAGAAAGCGAAAUCUACACAUACGACUUCUGUGAUGGUGACCAUGCAGCGCAGCUCCUGGAUGCUCUCAGGCACUUCUACAUUAGCGGCCUGUUCACUGACGUUUCUCUUCAAUGUGGCGAGUCCGGACAAGUGUUUCACUGCCACAAGGCGUUGCUGUCAGCCCGCAGCUCCUAUUUUAAAGUCAUGUUUACAGCUGAUAUGAGGGAGAGGUCAAACAGCGUCAUCAAACUGGUCGGCGUUGACUGCACCGUUCUGGGCGCUCUGGUGAACUACGUGUACACAGCACAGGUGUGCAUCACUGAGAGCAACGUGCAGAGCCUGCUGGAGGCUGCAGACCUGCUGCAGUUCACCUCUGUCAAACAGGCAUGUGAGGAGUUUCUCAUUCGCCUCCUGGAUGUGGACAACUGCCUGGGGAUGCACGCUUUCGCUCAGCUGCACCUCUGUCCCCUAUUGGAGAGAGAGGCCCAGAGAAUGAUGCUGAGCAGGUUCUCAGAGCUCAUGCAGCAGGAGGAGUUCCUAGAGCUGAACCAUGAGAAGAUGAGAUCCGUUUUGGUCGCUCAGAACCUCACUUUGCAGAGGGAUGAUGUGCUGAUAGAUGCUGUGGCCAAGUGGGUGACCCAUGACGUGGAUAAUCGGGUUCAUCAUGCUGCAGACUUGCUGCAUUCCAUCCAUCUGGACCUGGAUGAGAGUUACUUCAAGGCUACUUUAGACGUGCACAGGCAAAGCUUGCUGAGACGUGAGGGGAAAUUUAAAUCUGUGAUAAUUCAGGCUUUAAGGUCCAAUGACAAGGCGAUGUCUGCAAGUACAAAAUUGUCCUCCAGCAUGUAUAUUAUCGGUGGAUACUACUGGCACCCUCUUUGUGAAGUUCACAUCUGGGAUCCUAUCAGUGACACAUGGGUGCAAGGAAAAGACAUGCCUGAUCAUGCAAGAGAGAGUUACAGCGUCAGUUUACUUGGAGCAAAUAUCUAUGUGACUGGAGGUUACAGGACAAACACGGUCGAGGCCCUGGACACUGUUUCGAUUUAUAACUGCGACUAUGACGACUGGACUGAGGGUUGCUCCAUGAUUACAGCGAGGUACUACCAUUGUUCUGUGGCUUUGCAUGGCUGUAUUUACGCCAUUGGAGGCUACAGAGGAGGAGCUCCGGAGCGAGAGACUGAAUUUUAUGAUCCUUUGAAAAAGAAAUGGUUUUCUGUUGCCAAAAUGAUCCAAGGUGUAGGAAAUGCCACUGCCUCUGUAAUGGGAGAUAAAAUCUAUGUGACUGGAGGCCACUAUGGGUACAGAGGAAGCUGCACCUAUGAAAAAAUCCAGGUCUACAGGCCAGAUGUCAACGAGUGGAGUAUCAUUACAAUAAGUCCCCAUCCAGAGUACGGGCUGUGCUCUGUGUCUCUCAACAACAAGCUAUAUUUGGUGGGUGGACAGACGACUAUCGCAGACUGCUACGACACAGAGAGAGACGAGUGGAGACCAAUAUCAGUGAUGAAGGAGAGGAGGAUGGAGUGUGGGGCUGUGAUAAUAAAUGGAUGUAUUUAUGUAACCGGGGGAUACUCCUACUCAAAAGGGACUUAUUUGCAGAGCAUUGAGAAGUACGACCCUGAGCUGGACUCAUGGGAGAUAGUGGGGACUCUUCCCAGCCCAGCCAGAUCACAUGGAUGCGUUUGUGUUCACAGUGUUUAAAGUCAAACUCUCAUCACAUCUUGUCUAUCUUUAUCUUGUCAUUUUGUGCCAAACGGAUCAAAUGGGCAAAUCCAUUCUGUCACAGUGUCAGGUGUCAAACACACAAGAUGCCAAGUUAGCCAAUUUUUUUGCACUGGAUGACUGCCUUUAGAGAACUACACAUUUGUCACAACUGUGUAUAUACUGAAAAACAAAUAUGUAGUGUAUACUGCACAUACCUCAGGGGCUUCACUAUUAGCUUUUUAGUUUAAUUUCUUAGGGGCUAUUGUUUUAAUAAAUUGAAACCAAAGACUGAAAAGAGAAAGAAUCCAGCUCAGACCAGUGAUGAACUGGGACACUCCAAAGCAUCUUUUUUUUUUUUUUUUUUUUUUUAAAUAAAGCUGCACCUCAAGGCUGCUGAUGCUUCAAAAAAAUCACUACAACUGUGAUGUGAUUUCUGCUUAAAUAUAUUAAUUACAGUCAUAAAAGAGAGACUCCAUUUAAGAUAAAUCACUUAUUUCCACAGUGACUUAAAGUUGCCAAUUCAUUUGCUACACCUAGCUAAAACUAACGCAGUCUAACACAACAGUGUCGCAAUAAAUCCUACCGUCAUGAAGGUUAUAAUGUUCAGUGUUUGAUUCAGCUGUAUGAUCAGUUUUGAGAAUGUACUUUGUGGUGCAGAACUGUUGUUUUAGACUACAUUAGUUUGGGCUAGUUGUUCCUAAUAAACUGCUAACUGAGUGAUUA
Messenger RNA from Seriola aureovittata, 2560 nucleotides. RefSeq names its product kelch-like family member 23 (gene klhl23). The transcript has 4 exons. Bases 131 to 1834 code for a protein of 567 amino acids. The record is from RefSeq and is a predicted model, not a curated record. Gene Ontology annotation, molecular function: protein binding. Lineage: Eukaryota; Metazoa; Chordata; Actinopteri; Carangiformes; Carangidae.